AAGGACGAGGAGAUCCAUAAAACCAGGCCCAGUUCUCAACCUCACAUCUGCCACAAUGCUGCUGCUCAGCCUGACCCUUAGCCUGGGCCUCCUUGGCUCCUCCUGGGGCUGCGGCAUUCCUGCCAUCAAGCCGGUACUGAGCUUCAGCCAGAGGAUUGUCAACGGGGAGAAUGCAGUGCCAGGCUCCUGGCCCUGGCAGGUGUCCCUGCAGGAUAGCAGUGGCUUCCACUUUUGCGGUGGUUCCCUCAUCAGCCAGUCCUGGGUGGUCACUGCUGCCCAUUGCAAAGUCAUCCCUGGCCGCCACUUUGUUGUCCUGGGCGAAUAUGACCGAUCAUCCAAUGCUGAGCCUUUGCAGGUUCUGUCCAUCUCAAAGGCCAUCACGCACCCUUUCUGGAACCCUACCACCCUAAACAAUGACCUGACACUACUGAAGCUCGCCUCCCCGGCCCAGUACACAAAACGAAUCACACCAGUCUGCCUGGCUUCUCCAAAUGAGGCACUGCCUACAGGCCUCACGUGUGCCACCACUGGCUGGGGACGCCUCAGCGGCGUGGGCAAUGUGACCCCAGCACGGCUGCAGCAGGUGGCUUUGCCCCUGGUCACUGUGAGUCAGUGCAGGCAGUACUGGGGCUCACGUAUCACUGACUCCAUGAUCUGUGCAGGCGGCUCAGGGGCCUCCUCGUGCCAGGGAGACUCUGGAGGGCCUCUUGUCUGCCAGAAAGGGAACACGUGGGUGCUUAUUGGCGUUGUCUCCUGGGGCACCAGCAACUGCAACGUGCACAAGCCUGCCAUAUACACUCGGGUUAGCAAGUUCAGCACCUGGAUCAACCAGAUCAUAGCCUACAACUGAGACUACCACAGGCCCUCUCCCCAUCUCAAUCCAAUAAAGACGCCAUGCUCUGU
This is a messenger RNA of Leopardus geoffroyi (Geoffroy's cat), 903 nucleotides long. It is a transcript of the gene CTRL, whose product is annotated as chymotrypsin like. Bases 56 to 850 code for a protein of 264 amino acids. Lineage: Eukaryota; Metazoa; Chordata; Mammalia; Carnivora; Felidae. The transcript is spliced from 7 exons. Gene Ontology annotation, molecular function: serine-type endopeptidase activity. Gene Ontology annotation, biological process: proteolysis. The record is from RefSeq and is a predicted model, not a curated record.